This is a messenger RNA of Thalassophryne amazonica, 1366 nucleotides long. Its product is annotated as polycystic kidney disease protein 1-like 3. The coding region runs from base 209 to 1342 and encodes 377 amino acids. The transcript has 11 exons. Gene Ontology annotation, cellular component: membrane. The record is from RefSeq and is a predicted model, not a curated record. Gene Ontology annotation, biological process: detection of mechanical stimulus. Gene Ontology annotation, molecular function: calcium channel activity. Lineage: Eukaryota; Metazoa; Chordata; Actinopteri; Batrachoidiformes; Batrachoididae.
CUCCACAUCACUGCUUUCACUCUAAGUGUUGUUAUUAUUAUUUUUGUUGCUUUUCUUACCAAAAUGCUUUUCGUGCUUUAAAGAUGUGAGAUGUUCUCCAGCUGCAAAGAAUUUGAAAGAUUCCAGUCAUGGAAUCAAAUCUCGGCCAAAAAGGAGUGUAGAGUACAUCGAAGGGCUUCUCCAGGAAGCAGACAAAGAAUUACAAAGAAUGGAAACUGAAGUUGAUGAGCCAACAAACGAAAACAGGGACAAAUUCGUUCAGAAUAUGUUGGGAGCCACUAAGAUGUUGAAAUCAUCUGAAGCUUCUAAAAACAUUAUCAAUCACAUCAUCAACUGCACCACUGCUGUCCUCUUACUGGCAAUGACAAAGUGUGACAUCCUCAGUAAUCCAAAUCCUGAAUCAUUCCACAGAAACAUCUUGGAGAUAUUUCAAUAUGUUGAUGUACUGAAUGCUCAGGUCCCAGAGAACUAUGUGAUUAAAUUUCCAACAGGCACUCUGUAUCUGAGCAGCUACACACCUGAAAAGCUCAGUGAAGCAGUGUUGGGGUCAGACUUAGAAGGCCACGUUGUGUUACCCCAUAUUUCUGCAUUUCAGUCUCAUGUUGAAAACGCCACCUGCGUCUCCUUUCAGUUAGCUGUAUUCUUUUGGAAUGUCCACCCAUCUGAUGAGAACAUCACAGGAUCCAUUUUCAAUGUCAUACUGACCCAUAAAUCCUCAGAGAUUAAGUUGGCCAACCUGUCAGACAUGAUAGAGCUUUACUUCCCCCGUCCAAAUGCUUCACCCCAAGAAACUAACAGGAGUUUUUUGUUGGAGAAGGACAAAAAAGCUUUGACAACAUUGAACAUCUCUGACCCUAAUAUGACCGUGUUCUUUGAUGUGAAGCCCAGCAGUAAUGUGUCGCUGCUGCUUUGCCUGGCUCAUGGCUCGCCUCCAGACCCUACUACUUGUCGAAACACAACCAUCUUGAGCCACAUAGAUGGUUAUCGUUGGAUGAUAACCCCAGAGAUGUUGGAUCAGACUGCUGGUACCUGGUACAUUGACACUAGACUCUCCAAUUCCAAUGAGAUGUCGGGGAUAAAAUUGAAAAUCACUUCUUUUAUGACAAAGUGUAUGUAUUGGAACACUGAUAGUGAGAGGUGGAGCACUGAUGGCUGCUGGGUUGGUAUCAAAACCACUCCAAACCUUACACAGUGUCUGUGUAAUCACCUCACAAUGUUUGGGACUUCCUUCUUUGUGUUGCCUAACUACGUAGAUAUAUCACGCACAGCAGAGUUGUUUGCCACGGUAACUCAGAACUAUGUGGUGCUUGCAUUGCUGUGUGCUUUCUUUGGCUCUACCUGAUUACUCUGCUGUGGGCCGUGGUAC